Messenger RNA from Paralichthys olivaceus (Japanese flounder), 1919 nucleotides. NCBI's taxonomy places the organism in Eukaryota, Metazoa, Chordata, Actinopteri, Pleuronectiformes, Paralichthyidae. The record is from RefSeq and is a predicted model, not a curated record.
GUUCCGGCUGCCCGGCGUUGGACAGAGCAUCAACCUGUGGAGUUUUCUACAGUCGGACAUCGGCCACUUUGGGAUCAGGCAAUUUCCCGUCGCUCACAGCUGGCUGUUCCUGCUGGGGGGUUAACGACUGCCAUUAGUGUUUCUCUUAGUUUGACUUAACGUUGCCUACUUAGCAUUAAACCAUCGGCAUUAUUGCUGAGCACACGAAUUGGCUCGUUAACGUUAGCCGGCAUCAUGGAGCGCAGUAGCUGGAGCGGCAGCGAGAGUCCUGGGGAGGACAUGGACAGACUUAGUGACUCAGGAGGGGACAAGACCAUGGACGGGGACCCCGAGGGGGUCUGGAGCCCCGACAUCGAGCAGAGCUUUCAGGAGGCCCUGGCCAUCUACCCGCCCUGUGGAAGGAGGAAGAUUAUACUGUCGGACGAGGGGAAGAUGUACGGCCGAAACGAGCUGAUAGCCAGAUACAUCAAACUCCGAACAGGCAAGACGCGGACGAGGAAACAGGUAUCCAGUCACAUCCAGGUCCUGGCGAGAAGAAAAUCCAGAGAGUUUCAGUCCAAACUAAAGGACCAGGGCGCCAAGGAGAAAGCUCUGCAGAGCAUCUCCUCCAUGUCCUCGGCCCAGAUCGUCUCCGCCACCGCCAUACACAGCAAACUGCUGCCUGGAAUAGUACGAGCCAGCUUCCCCGGCAGCGCACAGGUAGCAACAUGUGAAAUGCCCGGGGGACAGUCCAGCUCCACCACAGAAGACAUCAAGCCGUUCUCUCAGCAAGCCUACAAUGUGCAGACAGCAGGGACCACCACCAUCUCAGCCUAUGAGCCUCCCACUACAGCCCAAACACACAGAGAGCCAGCGUGGCAGGGUCGCUCCAUCGGCACCACCAAACUACGACUGGUGGAGUUUUCAUCUUUCCUGGAGACACAGAGGGACCAAGAGGCCUACAACAAGCACCUGUUUGUCCAGAUCAGCCAGAGCAGUCCGACCUACAGCGACCCGCUGCUGGAGUGUGUGGACAUCAGGCAGAUCUACGACAAGUUCCCCGAGAAGAAGGGCGGCCUGAAGGAGCUGUUCAGCAAGGGUCCGCAAAACGCUUUCUACCUGAUCAAGUUCUGGGCGGACCUGAAUUACAACGUGCAGGACGACCCUGCGGCUUUCUACGGCGUCAGCAGCCAGUACGAGAGCUCGGAGAACAUGACCAUCACCUGCUCCACCAAGGUCUGCUCCUUCGGCAAGCAGGUGGUCGAGAAGGUGGAGACGGAGUACGCCAGGUUUGAGAACGGACGCUUCGUCUACAGAAUCAAUCGCUCGCCCAUGUGUGAAUACAUGAUCAACUUCAUCCACAAGCUCAAACACCUGCCUGAGAAAUACAUGAUGAACAGUGUGCUGGAGAACUUCACUAUUCUGCUGGUGGUGAGCAACAGAGACACUCAGGAGACCUUGCUGUGUAUGGCGUGUGUGUUCGAGGUGUCCAACAAUGAGCACGGAGCACAGCACCACAUCUAUCGACUCGUCAAGGAAUAACACACACACUUACAGACACAGAGGAAACACACACGCACACACAACACACACACACACACACAUAUAUGGCCUUUGUUUCGGCGUUUCUCAGCCUUCGACUUUAAAUGGCUGCACGUUCACUGAGGCUUCUGGGAAAAAUCCUGACAAAGGGGUGGUUUUUAACGUCAGAUACCUUCUGCUGCAGCAUCGUCCCCCAACAAGAGCAUCUUAACGCAAAUGAUUAACGCCAACGGGAAUAUCAGACGCUCGCGAGCUGUGUGAAAAACAAGCUCAGUGACGGUGCAGCCAUGGAAACACACUAAAAUCGAAGAACAUCCCGACUCAGAUUUCAUCAGGAGAUGUCACGUCUCCUGCUAAUUGGUUCCCAACCUCUCUCUCUCUCUCUCUCUCUCUCUCUC